Messenger RNA from Culex pipiens pallens (northern house mosquito), 2053 nucleotides. Its product is annotated as putative RNA-binding protein Luc7-like 2. Gene Ontology annotation, biological process: mRNA splice site recognition. Gene Ontology annotation, cellular component: U2-type prespliceosome; U1 snRNP. Lineage: Eukaryota; Metazoa; Arthropoda; Insecta; Diptera; Culicidae. The transcript has 7 exons. Gene Ontology annotation, molecular function: mRNA binding. Bases 292 to 1194 code for a protein of 300 amino acids. The record is from RefSeq and is a predicted model, not a curated record.
CGGGCGAUGCUGGACCAGCUCAUGGGAACAUCAAGAAAUGGUGAAACCAAUCGCUAUUCGACCAAAUUCUACGACAACAAAGUAUGUAAGAGUUUUUUGUUAGGCUGCUGCCCUCAUGAGAUCCUGCAAUCCACGACACGUCGCCUCUCCCCCAACACUCACUCAGUAAUGUUCAGUUUUUGAUGGCCAAUGUGCCAAUUUGGUUGUUUGAAACAAAAACAAAAAAAAAAGAUAAAGUAAUGUAAAAUACCUGCUGAGGUGGUGUGGCGGCGGAGAUGUCGCUCUGAUCCGAUGAUCCGCAUGGACCUGGGCGAGUGUCCCAAGGUGCACGACCUGGCACUGCGGGCGGACUACGAGAACGCGGCCAAAUCCAAGGACUACUACUACGAUGUCGAUGCCAUGGAGCACCUGCAGGCGUUCAUUGCCGACUGCGACCGGCGCACGGACGCGGCCAAAAAGCGCUUGGCCGAGACGCAGGAGGAGCUGACGACGGAGGUGGCCGCCAAGGCGAACGCCGUCCACGAGCUGGCGGAGGAAAUCGGUAAGAAACUUGCAAAGGCGGAAGCCCUCGGGGAGGCCGGCCAGGUCGAGGAGAGUAUGAAGCUGAUGUCCGAGAUCGACGAGCUGCGCGCCAAGAAGGCCAAAGCCGAGCAGGAGUACCGCAGUGCGAUCCCGGCGAGCAGCUACCAGCAGCAGAAGCUGCGCGUGUGCGAGGUCUGCUCCGCCUAUCUGGGCAUCCACGACAACGACGUCCGGCUGGCGGACCAUUUCGGGGGUAAGCUACACUUGGGAUUCCUAGCGAUUCGCGAGAAGCUGAUCGAGCUGGAGAAGACUGCCGGGCCGCGGCAGAAGGAGCUGCGCAAGAACGGGCGCCGCGACGAUUACGACGACGGUCGGCGGUCGCGGUUCGUCGGUGGACGCGAGCUAGAUCGGCGCUCGAGGGCGCUGGUCAAGGAGCGGGAGCGGCGCGAUGGUCGCGCUGGUGGUUCCGACCGGGAUCGUAGACGGUCCUCGGAGCGUUCGGAACGGCGUCGCUCGAAAAGCCGCGAGAGACGCUCGCGUAGCCGUCACUCGGAACGCCGCGAAGGCCGCGAUCGCCGCUCGCGCAGCCGGGACCGCCAUUCGGAUCGCAGUGACCGCGACCGCGACAGCCGGCGGCGUCGUUCGUACUCCCGGGAGAGAUCCAGGCGGUAAGCAUUACCAAACACCUACAUCACCCAUCUUUGGACGCAACACUGAAUCGAUAGACCAGCCAGCUUAACUAAACAAUUGUUCCCCAGCGCACAGCGGUCGUCAACCCUUGGUCGGUAAGUUUUAGAUGGAAGAAAUGUCCAAAUUGGCAUAAAUCUCAAUGUGCUACCCGGGGGUUGACGAUCGUUGCCGCGUGGUUUAACGAUACAAAGGAAGAGUGUGAAUUUCAGACAGAUGAAGCGAGUAAAACUGGGUACGUAAGCGCUACCCUUUCAAGUUAACACACGCAAACACUACAAAAACAUGCAAGUAAUAACAAUUUUAACAGAUCAUCAGCAAAGAGUAAAUCUAUUCGUGGUAGAUUGUGUUUACGGAAGUAUCUUGUGUAAUUCAUUCUAUCGCCGGACGAAAGCAAACUUGGUAAGCGAAAAAAAAAACCCACACACUUAACAACAAAUUCCAAGUUUUAGUUUCUAUCUGUGUCAUAAGAAGGUGCUCGGCGGCAGCGCGCGUGACAACUUCAUACUUGCGCCAAUCGGAAAGCCGAUCAUUGGUAAGAAUCUUUUUUGAUUUUUCUUUUCCUUGUAAUAAAAUUUAUAUAUAAAAAAAUAGUUUACGUGUGCAAAGCAUGAACUCUUUUGCUCAGUAAAUGUGAGCAAAAGAAGAACGCCACUUUACAACUUAUAUACAUACAUCCCACAAUAACCAUGCUUAGCUCGUAAGAACUUAGACCACGAUGGAAACGUGAAAACGUUUAAAUUGCUAUUAUUAUUAUGAUUAUUAUUAUUACUAGACUUAUUCAUGAAUUAGGUGUACUUUUUCCGAACGAAUGAGCAAUGAAUAAAGAAUAAAUAAUUUUAAA